Pan troglodytes (chimpanzee) is the source of this 662-nucleotide messenger RNA. It is a transcript of the gene DEFB121, whose product is annotated as defensin beta 121. Gene Ontology annotation, cellular component: extracellular region. The transcript is spliced from 3 exons. Gene Ontology annotation, biological process: innate immune response. Bases 400 to 594 code for a protein of 64 amino acids. NCBI's taxonomy places the organism in Eukaryota, Metazoa, Chordata, Mammalia, Primates, Hominidae. The record is from RefSeq and is a predicted model, not a curated record.
CAGGAAACUUAAAAUGGCCUGGGUAGCUUUGGAUGUGGAGUAGUUAAAGGCCCUUGAGGAGGGAUGAGAAGCUGAUCUGACAAGAAGAGAGCAGUGGUUCAUUCCUGGACAAGAAGACAAAUGAACAAUUGAGGGAAAGAGCAGCUUCUGGAAAGAUUUGUGCCCGAACAGAGUUACAUCGUAUACACUCUGGACACAAAGGAGAGCUGUCCUUGAGCCUCGACUCUGGGUGAGCCCUCUGGGUCUUAGAUUUGAGAUGCAAUUUUCAAACUUGAAGAUCACGGUGAGCAGAGAGAUCUCUGAGCUACUGCCAAUCCUAAUGUCCCUUGUAUUGAGCGUUGACUGUGUUGACAAUGAAAAGCCAGAAGAGCCUCAAGGAGGAAAGAGGUCAAUAGCCAAAUGUUUCAAGAAGUCAAGGAAGUCAUGAAAUGUUGGGGCAAGUCAGGCAGGUGCAGAACAACAUGUAAAGAAAGUGAAGUAUACUAUAUAUUAUGCAAAACUGAGGCUAAGUGCUGUGUGGAUCCCAAGUAUGUACCUGUAAAACCAAAAUUAACAGACAGAAAUACAAGCCUGGAAUCAACUUCUGCAGUCUGACACCUCUCUUCCAACCUUGAGUCUCAACAUCAUGGGAUCCUGCAGUUCUAUUAAAUCAUUCUUGGCAA